This is a messenger RNA of Papaver somniferum (opium poppy), 1070 nucleotides long. Its product is annotated as trafficking protein particle complex subunit 3-like. Bases 143 to 751 code for a protein of 202 amino acids. Gene Ontology annotation, cellular component: cytosol; cis-Golgi network membrane; TRAPP complex. Gene Ontology annotation, biological process: intra-Golgi vesicle-mediated transport; endoplasmic reticulum to Golgi vesicle-mediated transport. The record is from RefSeq and is a predicted model, not a curated record. Lineage: Eukaryota; Viridiplantae; Streptophyta; Magnoliopsida; Ranunculales; Papaveraceae. The transcript is spliced from 7 exons.
CCGGGAAUUGGAAAAUAUAGGGCUACAGAGGAAAAUUUGGGAGGAAAUUCAUUUGCAGAGCAACUGAACAGAGAAGUAGAUCAGAAUUUUGUUAUCCAGCUGAUUGAUUGUCUUUGAAGAUCUCGACUUAACGAAUUUUCGGAUGGCUCCGGUUGGUCCAAGAUCUGGAGAUGCAAUUUUCGCUAAUGUUGAACGUGUGAAUGCGGAAUUGUUUAGCUUAACUUAUGGAGCAAUGGUAAGACAAUUACUUACCGAUUUAGAAGAGGUAGAGGAAGUUAACAAGCAGCUUGAUCAGAUGGGUUAUAAUAUUGGAAUUCGACUAAUUGACGAGUUUCUUGCAAAAUCCAAUGUUUCUAGCUGUGCUGACUUCAAGGAAUCUGCUGAUGUAAUUGCAAAGGCAUGCUUUCUCUGUUCCAAAAAGUCAUCGAACACUACCCCAAACUAUGUUGGUUUUAAGAUGUUCUUAGGGGUCACUGCAACUGUGGCCAAUUGGGAUGCUGAUGGAACAAGUUGCAGUCUCAUCCUGGAGGAUAACCCCCUUGUAGACUUUGUUGAGCUUCCUGAUACAUGCCAAGGUCUAUAUUAUUGCAAUGUCCUUAGCGGAGUCAUCAGAGGAGCUCUAGAAAUGGUGUCAAUGAAGACUGAAGUCACAUGGGUUCGUGAUAUGUUGCGCGGAGAUGAUGCAUACGAGUUACGAGUGAAGCUUCUGAAGCAAGUUCCUGAAGAGUACCCGUACAAAGAUGAUGAGUAACUUCUGACGGUCAAGAGAGCUAAGUGGAUUGCCAGGGGACUGAGACGUAACAUUGAGGAGGUUUUACAUUUGGAUUGCGAGGAACAAAGAACACUGAUUCUCAGGCUUCUGGAGUUACAUAAUCCAGCGAAGGAUGAUCUCUAUACUAACGACGAGGUUGAUUGGAUUAGUCUUUCCCAAACUCCAGACAGUUCUUCAUCAUCUUUUGAGGAUGUUCCUUCGAUUGUUGGUCGUAGUGGAUGAUUGUAGGUUAUGUACUUGUUUAAGUCAUUCCAGCUUAUGUUUAUGCAGACUUUUAGCAUGUUUUAGGUUAUGGAUU